This is a messenger RNA of Gamsiella multidivaricata, 1765 nucleotides long. Its product is annotated as Inosine/uridine-preferring nucleoside hydrolase domain-containing protein. The transcript has 4 exons. NCBI's taxonomy places the organism in Eukaryota, Fungi, Mortierellomycota, Mortierellomycetes, Mortierellales, Mortierellaceae. The coding region runs from base 414 to 1721 and encodes 435 amino acids. Gene Ontology annotation, biological process: purine nucleoside catabolic process. Gene Ontology annotation, cellular component: cytosol. The record is from RefSeq and is a predicted model, not a curated record. Gene Ontology annotation, molecular function: purine nucleosidase activity.
CAAAUGAACAAUGGUGCAAAAAUACAUUUCGUUUUCAAAAGCCCGCACUGGCUGUGGAGGAUGUCCCCCAUGUUCGAGUCCUCCUUUGUCAGGCUGACACAUCAGCAUGCUGGCCAAGCACGGUGAUGCAAGAACAGGGCGCAAGUGCGUGCUUGGGUUGCCUGCCCUACACAAGAGGCGUGCUCCUGCUCAGUGGCCGUGCUGGGCGGGUUUCUAGUCCACAUUCGUUACUGAGUUGGCAUCAUCAUGCACAGGGGAAGAGAAGGGUCGCCAUCGCCUGAACUUUACCUUACCCCACAUUUUUUGCGCUGUAGGCCCCACCCAUUCAAAGACGUCCUCAUCCUUUAUGCGUUUGUUCCCACGUUGGGGCGGGACCGUCUGGUCGUGCCUUGCGGGUAUUUGUACCUCCUUUGAUGCUUGUCGCCCACCCUCCUUCUUUGUUCUUUCACUCUACGGCCAACCGCAAACCACAUACCCACUCCUCCAACCCACAACAACCAGUGCUUACAAUGACCAAAUCAAGUCCUUGCAUCAUCGAUUGCGAUCCCGGCAUUGAUGACACCCUGGCCAUUCUGCAUGCCAUGGGCUCACCCAAGGUCGAUGUCAAGGCGAUCACCCUGUGCUAUGGCAACACAAACAGGGACAACGUGACAAAGAAUCUGUUCACCAUCCUCCACGUCCUCGGAAAGGAGGUCAGUUCCGAGCAUCUUGCCACCAUCCCUGCUGGCCCCAACCGCGACCGCCUGGAACAUAUCAGAACCAAGAAGCCCGUCAUCGCUGUCGGAGCUGAUGCCCCCCUCGUUGUCGAGCCAGCAUACGGAGAAGACUUCCAUGGCCCGGAUGGUCUUGGUCGACUGCACUUGAGCGAUCCUGAUCUCGCUCCUUCCGACUGGGCUGAAAUUCUUGGUCUAUUGGAUCCUGAAGGAGUGGGCAAGGAGCUGGACAAAGCUGCGGGUGAUUUGCCAUCCGAGAAGCUGUUUACGUUGUCCAGGAAGCCGGCACACGACGAGAUUCUGACUCAGCUGGCGGAAGCGGAGCUCAAUACCGUGACGAUCAUUGCACUGGGGCCCAUGACCAACUUGUCGCUGGCAUACGAAAAGGACCCGGCUACGUUCGCGCGGGUCAAGCAGGUCAUUUGCAUGGGAGGCUGCCUCAAUAUGGCUGGCAAUGUUACCCCUGUGGCAGAGUUCAACUUCCAUGCUUGUCCACACUCAGUCCAUUCGAUUCUGCAGGCGACCAUUAACGAGGAUCCUGCAAAGGCGAUCAAACUAUACAUGCUGCCCACCGAUGUCACCCAUCAGGUGUCGCUAGAGUCUAAGACUCUCAAGGAAUAUGUCACUCCUCUGGGGACGCCGUUGUCAAAAUUCUCUACACUCCUCCUCGGCUACCUGUUUGAUCUGUUGGUCACCAAAUUGCAUUAUACGGCCAUGAACUUGCAUGAUCCUCUCUGCAUUGGGUUCUUCAUUGAUUUGGAGCACGAGGCCGAUAUAACUCAGGUGGACUGGCAUGUGGAGGAGCAUGACAUCCGCAUUGAGACAGAAGGCAGAUUGACUCGAGGAAUGUUGGUUGUGGAUCGAAGAAUCAAGAGCACCAAGCCUGCACCUGGUUCGCACUCACGCACUCAGGUCGUCCUUAAGGCAGAUCCCGAGCGCUACCUCGCUUCCAUGCUGUACGAUAUUUGGGGCGUUACAAACUACAAUGAACAUGCCAAAGAUGUUUAAAUAAAGACCAAUGCGGUGUUCAUGGCGCAACACCUCCUAUCAUC